Molecule: messenger RNA, 1488 nt
Organism: Metarhizium album ARSEF 1941
Lineage: Eukaryota; Fungi; Ascomycota; Sordariomycetes; Hypocreales; Clavicipitaceae
Product: Mov34/MPN/PAD-1
Exons: 1
Coding region: 1-1488 (495 amino acids)
Biological process (GO): protein K63-linked deubiquitination
Cellular component (GO): endosome; membrane
Molecular function (GO): metallopeptidase activity; protein binding; K63-linked deubiquitinase activity
Source: RefSeq, a predicted model, not a curated record
AUGAAGGUUGGAUCAGGCACGCGGCCAGCGCGGCCGCAGAGCGUGAAAGAGCUGGUGGCCCAGGCCGAAAACUUCACAUUUAACGUGAAUAUCCCGUUCAAGCACUGGACUAGAGCUGUCGAGACGCUCUACCAGGAAGUAUGUCCAUCUUGGCUGCCGCAAUCAAUCCACAUGCUCCGUGGUCAGCUAACGAAUAUCAAGGCUUCGUUCGCCUUGUCCGAUGGCGACUAUGGCCGGGCAUACAUGAUGCUAUACAGACAUUCGGUGCUCGUCCUGAAAUGCCUCCAGACGCAUCCCCAGUUUAAGGACCCCGAGAGUCGCAAAGCCUUUCGUCCGCUUUCGAAGCGUAUGGACCGCGUGAUCGCUGAUCUCGAAGAAAUAAAGCCUAUAAUCAACGACGAAUAUGCUGAGUGGGAACGGAGGGCACCUGCAGACCUGAAAGUGGCGAAACAAGAAGGAACCAAGUCGCCAUCAAGUUACGGGGAAUUCGCGGCGCGUGACCCCAGCCUGAGCGGGAAUGCAACCGUCUUAGACGCAUCCGAAAAUCAAGAAUUGGCCGUAGAGCUGGCGCAGAAGGAGUUGGCGCGAAGAGAUACUGUUCGACAUGCAAACAGGCACACUCGGGUUUACGGCGACACCAUUCUUACGUCUCGCCUUAGUGAUGGCCAAAGAGUCGACUUCAGCCUUCAAAGUCAAAUGGAGGCUGCCCGAAGAGCUAUGGAGUCUUCACAGCGAGAUCUACAUGACAACGAAACCCUCAGGCCAACGGCGACGCCGAAUCGAGACAGUGCGCCGCAGUCGUAUGUUUACCCUUCGAUAUCGAAAUCGAAGCCCGUUCAGUUUGAUGCUCUGAAAUCACCAAUACCCAACUUACCGGUCCCCCGCCGACCCCCCAAAGAAGAUAUACGCCUGUCCCCCAGAGGUCCUUCAUACACAAGCCCACAUGAGCUACCAGCCGUCCCCGACAAAGUGUCGACUGUGGACUCACGCUCGGCACUUCACCCAAGCUAUGAGACGGCAAUGGAUCGGCCUCUUCGUCCAAAAACACUGGAGGGCCCCCCCCUUCCUAAGAAAGAGCGACUGGCAUUUAAACCGGGAGCAUAUCUUGAAAAUGGGGACCCGAUCCGUUCCGUAUUUCUUCCGAGCAAACUUCGAGCCGCCUUCUUGAAGGUGGCUGCUCCAAACACGAGGAAGGGACUGGAAAUGUGCGGGAUCCUGUGCGGGACACCGGUUAAUAACGCAUUGUUCGUGCGCAGUUUGCUUAUUCCCGAUCAGAAAUGCACGUCAGACACUUGCGAAACAGAAAACGAGAGCGCAAUUUUUGAUUACUGUGCGGGAGAGGACCUGAUGGUCCUUGGAUGGAUUCAUACUCACCCCACUCAGACAUGCUUUAUGAGUUCCCGAGAUUUGCACACCCAUGCUGGAUAUCAGGUUAUGAUGCCGGAGAGCAUUGCAAUCGUGUGCGCACCCCGAUUUACUCCGUCGUAA